Messenger RNA from Colossoma macropomum (tambaqui), 2015 nucleotides. RefSeq names its product finTRIM family, member 67 (gene ftr67). The record is from RefSeq and is a predicted model, not a curated record. Gene Ontology annotation, molecular function: zinc ion binding. NCBI's taxonomy places the organism in Eukaryota, Metazoa, Chordata, Actinopteri, Characiformes, Serrasalmidae.
AAAACAAACCCUGCCUGUCCGCCUCGCCCCGCAGUGUUUACUGUCAUAAACCAGAAAAUGGCGCAGGCUGGAGUGUUUUUGGAGCAGGAUCAGUUUAACUGCUCCAUCUGCCUGGACGUCCUGAAGGACCCUGUGACGGUGCCGUGCGGACACAGCUACUGUAAAGGCUGCAUCAAAGGCUACUGGGACCAGGACGACUACCUGGGCAUUUACGGCUGUCCCCAGUGCAGGCAGAGCUUCGCCCCGAGGCCCGUGCUGGGCAGGAACACCAUGCUAGCCGAUGUCGUGGAUAAGCUGAAGAAAACGGGUCUCUUUCCCUCGUCGGCGGUUCCCGAGGCUCCUAUGUCCGAGCCGACGUUCGCCGAGCCCGGGGACGUGGAGUGCGACGUGUGCAUCGGUCGGAAGAAUAAAGCCUUCAGGUCGUGCCUGGUUUGCUUAGCUUCGUACUGCGAAACCCACCUCAAGCCUCACUACGAGUCCCCUGCCUUCCAGAAGCACAGGCUCACGGCUCCGUCCAACAAGCUGCAGGACAGCCUCUGCUCUCGCCAUGACAAGCUUCUGGAGGUGUUCUGCAGGACAGACCAGCACUGUAUCUGCUACCUUUGUCUGACAGAUGAACACAAAGGCCAUGACACUGUUCUGGCCUCAGCAGAGAUGACAGAGAAAAAGAACACCGUGGCCGAGAUGCAGAGGAAUUCUCAACAGAAGAUUCAGGAGAGAGAGAAGGAGUUGCAGGAUCUGAGACAGGCUACGCAGUCUCUCACUCUCUCUGCGCAGGCAGCUCUGGAGGAGAGUGAGCGGAUCUUCACGGAGCUGGUGUGCUCUAUAGAGCGGCGGCGCACAGAGGUGAAGGAGCUGAUUCGGGCUCAGGAGAGAGCAGCCACAGGCCAGGCAGAGGAACUGCUCCGGCAGCUGGAGCGGGAGAUCGCUGAGCUGAAGAAACGAGAUACUGAGUUAGGCCAGCUGGUCCAAGCUGAGGACCAUAUCUCCUUCCUCCAGAACUACAGAUCUGCAUGCAUUCAGCCUGUGACCAUGGACGUACCGGGCAUCACCGUGGACCCAGGCUUUGGGUGUGUGAUGAGUGCUGUGUCUGAAUUCCAGGCUCUGCUUGAAGAUGUCUGCCAAGGUGGAUUUGUGAAUAUCUCAGAGAAAGUGAAGGAUGUCAUCAUUAUUCACAAUACAAAACCAAAAGCAGACACCGAGCUAAAUGCAGCUCUUCCUCCAGUGGCCCAAGUCACCUUUCCAGUGACCCCGAUUUUUCAAAGCUUUGGCAGCCAAAACGCUUUUGGAGCUGCUGCACCCACGUUUAGCGGUUUUACGUUCACAUCAUUCGUUUCAAAAUACCGAAAAAGGAAAAGGACCCAAAGCAGAAGUUUGGGCAUCCUGUAUGCUUCCAGACCUUCCGGUGCUCGCCUAAGAACUCAGCAGCGGAGGAGACGGAGGUAGCCUCAUUGUAGGACUGACGGAGAACUGACCAGUAUUCAUAGUUUGUUUUAUUUACCAUUAUCUGUGCAUGAUACGACAAGAAAAUAUUUUUUUAUUUAAAACAACUUAAGCUUCACACACUAAUUUAACCAUGAAAGACAGAUAUAUUGCAGAGUAGAUAUAUCAGUGUUUUUAUUUUGAAAAAGAUAUUGAAAAUGUUACUUAGUUUUAUUUUCACUGGACAAUGCCAGCAAGCUGCUCGCAUCCAUUCAGUAGCAUGACUUCAUUAGUGAAUCAGAUUCUGUUACCAUAUUAAAUGCACAGCUUUUAAGUAUUUGUACAAAGCUAAAAAUAUUACGUACAAUAUAAAAGAGACUUUAUCCACAGUGUAAUUAUUUGACUGACGUGAACAAGAUGUAAUUAGCUGCCUGAACUAGCUUUUAUGUUAAUUGCUAUUUGUUCAUAAAGUAUGUGUGAACUGUCAGAAUGUUUGUGAAAUAAUGUUUUAUGUAAGGCAUUGUUACAAGAAGAAUGCCAAAAUGCUUAUUUUUCAGAACAUGGAAAAUAAAGUGUUUUUCCAAGUGACUUCA